AUGGCAGAUUCCAAUAAGGAAGUAAAGGUUACUUCCUUACCCGGAAAAGCAAAGACUGUUUCUCCUACAGCGAGCACACUUGCUGAUGAACAUAAUGGCAUCAACGAGAAGGCCUUGCUACGGAAACUGGAUAUGAGACUCCUUCCACCGUUGACAAUACUGUAUCUCUUGUCAUUUUUAGAUCGUAGCAAUGUUGGCAAUGCUCGCCUUGAGGGCUUGACGACUGAUAUCAACAUGACUGGGAACCAAUACUUAACGGGUUUGACACUCUACUUCAUCGGUUACGUGCUGUUUGAAAUUCCCUGCAACAUUGUGUUGAAAAGAACCACGCCGCGGAUCUGGCUUCCCACCCUCACAUUGGUCUGGGGUAUCGUUGCUACUCUUCUUGGUGUCGUGCAGAAUUAUGCUGGUUACUUGGUUUCCCGGACAGCCCUUGGCAUUGCAGAAAGUGGACUUUUCCCUGGAGUUGUGUUUUACUUGUCUAUGUGGUAUAAGAGGAAUGAGCAGCACUAUCGGGUAGCAUUGUUCUUUAGCGCUGCGUCGUUGGCUGGUGCUUUUGGUGGAGUCCUAGCCUGGGGCAUCGCACAUAUGCGAGGUGUUGGUGGAUAUAACGGAUGGAGGUGGAUCUUCAUCCUGGAAGGGCUGGCAACAGUCGUCAUGUCUGUUAUUGCUUACUUCUGGGUCUAUAACUACCCCUCCACAGCGGAAUUUCUGUCAGAAAAAGAAAGAGCAUUUAUCCAAUUUCGCCUGAGGAACGAUAAUGACUCGAUGCGGGACGAGAAGUUCACCUGGUCAGGGGUCUUGGAUGCAUUCAAGGACCCGAAGGUCUGGCUAUACGGACUUGGUUUCCAUACAAUGUCCCUUCCGAUGUAUACGCUGUCUCUUUUUAUGCCUACUAUUAUUAAAGAGCUAGGGUACACAGCCGCUGAAGCCCAACUUCUCUCCGUUCCCCCGUACGCUGUAGCAUUCGUUCUCACGAUUACCGUUGCCGUCCUUUCAGAGCGCACCCGUCGUCGGGCGCCAUUCAUCAUGGGAUCUACUGCCCUCGCUUGUAUCGGUUAUAUCAUCCUACUGACGGAUCACCGGCCGGGGGUAUCCUAUGUGGGAACUAUCUUUGCCGCAGCCGGGAUCUAUCCAGCAGUGGCUAUUGUGCUCUCGUGGCCGGCUAAUAACGUGUCUGGGCAGACAAAGCGGGCAAUUGCCAACGCCAUGCAGAUUUCGAUUGGAAACCUUGGGGCUGUUCUAGGGACGCAGCUUUAUAGAACCGAGACGAGUCCCCGUUAUUAUCUCGGCCAUGGAUUCUCAUUGGGAUACCUCGUUGCGAACAUUAUCGUUGUAGGCAUUCUAUGGCAAGUUUUAAGGCGCGAGAAUAUCCGGAAAGCGGAAGUCAGGGAAAGAGAAGGGCUAGAAGCGAUAAUGGGUGAUAUUGGAAAUUCAGGAGGUGAAUUCCAAGGAGAUAAAGACCCUCGGUGGAUUUUCCAGACAUGA
Messenger RNA from Aspergillus caelatus, 1488 nucleotides. Its product is annotated as allantoate permease family MFS transporter. Gene Ontology annotation, biological process: transmembrane transport. NCBI's taxonomy places the organism in Eukaryota, Fungi, Ascomycota, Eurotiomycetes, Eurotiales, Aspergillaceae. Gene Ontology annotation, molecular function: transmembrane transporter activity. Gene Ontology annotation, cellular component: membrane. The record is from RefSeq and is a predicted model, not a curated record. The coding region runs from base 1 to 1488 and encodes 495 amino acids. The transcript is spliced from 7 exons.